UUACUGCUCUAGUUGGCAUCGUGAACCUGGGGGAGCAGAGCCUAAAAAUGAGGCAGACCAAAGUUUCAUGCAAUAGCCAACUUUAUUCAGAGAAUCAGACAAUUUAUACUCAGAGUAUUCUUGAGAGUUAAGCAAGGUCAUAUGAGCAAAGGUCACAUGAAUUCAGGCUGUAUACAGUCACGAGGGCAAGGUCACAUUAGCUCAAGCUGUGUAUAGUCAACUCAUGCUUGGAAACAUCGUUCUGAGGAAUGGGUAAAAUGAUGGGUAAUCUAAAGUAACCCACCUGCGUUUUACACCUGGCAGGGCACGAAAGCACAUUCCAAAAACAGCCCAUGUUAUGGAGGGACAGAGGUUACAAGACUCUUGUUUACCUGAGUUUUCUCACAAGGCAUCAGAAAUCUCCUCACACGGCUUCAGCCAUGGACCAUUCAUGUAUUUCAACAAUAGAAAAAGAAUAAAAGAGAGAAAUCCCCACCAAGCCAGGCCUGCUAACCCUAGUUAACUGGAGCAAAUUCAAGGCCAGCCUAGGGUACAGAGUGAGUUCAAGGCCAGCCUAGAUAAUUUAGUAAAACUGUGUCUCAUAUUCAACAAUGAAAAAAAAAUUGAGGACAUAAAUCCACGGCAGAGUGUUUGCCUAGCCUAUGCAUGGACAUGGGUUCAAGUCUCAGUAGCACGUAUACAAAAAUAAAUAAAAGAAAGAGAAAUAACUCAUUUCAAUAAAUAUUAGACUGGAAAAACCAACAAUGAAAAUUCUGUAAGACAGACGUAAACAAGGAAUUUUUUAUUUUAUUCUAAAGAAGUUAGGAAGGGGCUUAGACACAGCUCAUCAGUAAAGUUCUGACCUCACAAGCACAAGGGCUCAGUCCCCAGAACCCAGGUGAAAAUGCCACAGGACACAGCUCUGCCUUCGUAUAAGCCCAGAGCUGGGAGGUGGAGACCUGCUGACCAGCCACUCUAGCUUAACUGGUGAGAUCCGGGGCAGCGAAAGACCCUUUCUCAAAGGAGAUGGGCAACGUUUCUGAAGAUGAUACCUGAGAUAGUCAUGUAGCCUCCACGUUUGUGCAUGCACGUACAUGAGUAUACACACACACACACACACACACACACACACACACACACACACACACACACACGGAGGCAUGAGUAUCUGAUCUGGACUCUCAGCUCCGUGAGUAGCAUGAUAAAAACAAGUGGACUCAGCUCAAGUGAAGAGGAACACACUACAAUCAGGGAAAACACUAUUCAAGAGUAAGGGGAGGAGGCUGCUGGAAAGUUAGCUCAGUGGUUCAGAGCAUUUGUUGCUCUUAGAGAGGACCCAGGUUCAAUUCCCAGAACCCACACGGAGGAUCACGACUGUCUGUAACUCCAGUCCUGAGAGAUCCAGCACCCUCUCUGACCUCUGAGAGCGCCAGGUACAUACUUGGUGCACUUACAUAAUGCAAGCAAAGCAAAACACUCAUACACAUAAAAAAAUCAAAUCAAUCUUUAAAAAAAAUAAAUAAAGGUGGGGCUAGAGAAUUGGUUCAGCAGUUAAGAGCACUUGCUGCUCUUCCAAAGAACCUGGGGUCAGUUCCAGCACCCAUAUCAGGAGCUCACCGCUAACAUCUUCUUCCCACAUGCAUUCAGCAUACACUCACAGACACUCAUAAACAAAAUCAAUCUUUAAAGGAAAAAAUGGUGAAACAAGGGUGUUGUUGGGCAAACAGAGACAGAACCAUCUGUCAAAAGGAGGUCAGGAAGAUGACCUUGAACUGGGACAGUGAUUCCCCAGGCGGGUGUAAGCUGCAAGGUAAGCCAGAAUAUCAGAGAGGUACAGAUUUGAGAAGCAAGAGAGGCACGGAGGAGAAAGGGACCAAAAUCUCAAAGAUAGGAAUGGCAAACAGCAGCAAAGCCCAAGGAAGCGGCUAAAUCAGGCUUAAGCAACUCUCCCUUCGCAAGCACAUUCCCAUCCUUGGUGUGUCUGUUUCUCUGACUCUUUGAGAAGCACACAUGCAUGCAGGAGUCCGCAGAGGCCAGAAGAGGGCAUCAGAUCCCCUAGAAUUGGAAUUACAGAUGCUUGCUAGCUCUCAAGGGUAUGCUGGGACCUGAGCCAGUGCUCUUAACCACUGAGUACUCUCUCUAGCCCUCCAAAACAUCUUUAUAAAACCCUAACUCUGCUUCAGAAAAAAUAAAUGAUAAUAAUAAAACCAGGUUUCAAAUAUGGAAAAGAGGUUGAGGAUUUUGCUCAGUGGUAGGGCUUGCCUAGCACUUGUUAAAACCUUGGUUUCAGUCUCCAGCACGAAAAGGAAGAAAAGGAGGGAGAGAGAAAGGCCAAAGAAAAACUUUACCUGCUCCAGAAAGGGUAAAAUACUAACUUUAAAGUUGGAUAAAUCAAGGGUUAGAGAGAUGUUUCAGUGGUUCUAAGAGCACUUGGUGCUAUAGCCGAUGACCCAGGCCCCGACAUGGUGGCUUGCAACUGUCUGUAACUCCAGGUCCAGAAGAUCCAGAGCACUCUUCAGUCUCCACCAGCACCAGGCACACAUACAGUUGCACUUACACACAUGCAGGAAAAACACACACAAAAUAAAAAUCUAUUUAAAAAAAAAAAAUCAGUAAAUUGGGCCAGGCAGUGGUGGCGCACGCCUUUAAUCCCAGCACUCGGGAGGCAGAGCCAGGUGAAUCUCUGUGAGUUCGAGGCCAGCCUGGUCUACAGAGCGAGUUCCAGGACAGUCACCAAAACUACACAGAGAAACCCUGUUAAAAACAACAAACAAACAAAUAAAAAUCAGUAAAGCAUCCAUGGAUACUUCAAUUUGUAAUUAAACAAUUGGAAAGUGUACAAAUUGAGGAAGGUGGAAAUAUUUCUUCAACACUGUGUACUUAAAAUAAGGGAUGAUGCCAGGUGUGCUGCACACACCGGAAAUUGUAGCACUUGGGAGGCUGAGGCAAAAAGGAUUUCAAAUUUGGGGAAGAAAAAAAAUGAACCAAAGAGAGCAGAAAAUAAAGACUGAGGAUGUAGCUCAGUUCACAGACUGCUUGCCACAAAUGCAUGAGGCCCUGGGUCUGGUCCCCAGCACCACGUAAACUGGAUACAGUAGCACACAUCUAUAAUCCCAGCACACAAGGUGGAGGUCAUCCUCAGCUACCUAUCAAGAUCCAGGCCAGCCUGAGCUACAUGAAACCUGAUCUCGGGAGCGGGGAGGAAGAGAGUGGUGGGACAAAGGAAGAAAAGGAGGCAGGAAGGACUGGCAAGGCGGCUCAUUGGGUCAAGAUGCUUGCUGCUAAAUCUGAUAGCCUGAAUUUGAUCCCAGAACCCAGGUGGAGGAAGAAAACCAAGUCCUUCCUGCAAGUUCUUCUCCGACCUCCACAAGAGUGUCACCACACGCCACUCCAUACAAAUAAAUACACGUAACAAACAUUUUUGAAAGACAGCACAAAGUUAGCUGAUUUAAACCAAUGUAUCCUGGGUUUAAAUAUACUAAUAGUCAGAAGAUGCACACGGCAAUGCUGAUGUCAUAAACAAAUUUGAAUAGCCGCUUCCCUCAAAGCCACUCCCCCAAGCAAUGACCAGCCCCUUGCUGAUGUCAUAAGCUGUCCACUGUGACCACCCAUUCUGUCCCUUGACAACACAGGGUCUCAGCCCUUCGAGUGGAUGGGUUGUAACCUGCUAACUUCACCUCCCUGGAAGCUACUGUUUUGGGCUCUUGUAUCUGCUUGAGUUAACUUUUCUUGUGGCCCCCUGCUGGUCUUCUCUGCGUAGCUGUUGCUGACGGAACUUGAAGAGUAAGAAUUUCACUCUAGAGUCCCAAGAGUCAAAGCCUAGCAGAAGACAGCACAAUCUUUCUUACAAAAAGGCUUUUCCUUGAGAGGUGUGUCAUCUAGCCUUUGGCAGCAGGACACCUGGCUUCCAGUCAAGUCCCCAUGGAGCCAGAAUCCAUAGAAAUCUGUCCUUAUAACCCUCACCACCGAAUCCCACUCAGCAGACUCCAGUACCACCUGGCAUCAUGCAGGAAGAAGAAUCCCAAUAAAGCCAAAAAGAUGGCUAGUUGUAAAUACAACGCCUGCCACGUGGUCCCCAUCAGGAAGCUGGCUGAACACGAAGCUACUUGUGUCAACAGAAGCUCCAUGGAGGAAGAGGACACUCUGAGCCCUCUGCACGUGAGUCUCCCACAGCCGCAGAACGAGGACACGCUACAGGUCCCUUGGCUUUCCAACCCGGAUAUAUGGAAUGUUGACGGUGCCAACGGUCACCCAAUGUUCGUCCUUAAGAGUUUUGUUCCCCAAAAACUUGUUUGUGAAAGUGACACUCAAGAGUCACAGAGAGAGACCAACCCCCAGAAGAUCCUCAGACCAGGACGAGGAGGGCAAACCUCUAGCAGCGCGAAGAGGGCUCUCAAAUGCGUGGAUAGACACGAAUCUCAGAAUAAAAGCCUGCAAAGUAACCGGCCCUGCUCUUGAUUGUUUCAAAGGGCUUAGGAGGUCUGAGGUGAAGGAGGUGGGGUUUAUAACAUAGGUGAGAAUGAAUGUAAGUUUAACCAACUCCCAUGGGCAACACUUUGACAGUAGCGAUGAAAACGAUCACACACAGGCUUUAAUCAAGUAAUUCUACACCUAAGACUUCACCCUGCGCAGACAGCCACAUGGGGCAAAUGAGGCCGAGCAGUUAUUCAGUGAGGUGUGAUUUAUAGCAGCACUGACUUACUCAUAAGGAGGGCCUACCUGGGGGAGUGAUGUUGCGGCUUCGCCAAUGAGAGAAGGUACUGUAAUGAGCCAGCUGUAGAAACUGUGUUGGAAGCGGGACACCGCGUGUUCUGAAAAGUUUAUAGCUAGGCUCAGCUCACCUUGCAGUCUCUCUGGCAGCUACUUGGUUCUUAAACAGGCAGAGAUAACACCUACGCCAGUGACCCCAUGUUCCAAUAAAACUAUCUACACAAACAAGAGGCAGGCUAGAUUUGGCCAGUGGGAUGUAGAUUGCCAAACCCUGAGUUUAACUGAUAAAAAGCCUAGAAAAGUCUACAUUAUAGUAUGCCAGUUUUACAGGGCCAGAGAGGAAACAUGAUAUACGUGCCUGUGUUUACAUGGCACACACAAGAUACAAUGGGAAUCUGUCCCCAGAGGUCUAAGUGGCUAUCACCUGAUAAAAGAGCUUCCUCCCUAGACUGCCUCAAUGGAAGACAGUGAGGUAACCAAGGAGUAAGGAUGACAUCUCCCCGUUUCUUCGCCUGUGCAUACAUGUGAAUGUGUUACCUGGCUUAAAUAUUUAUUUAAAUAUAUAUAACAGCAGCCAGAAGCCAUAAUUAGGGUUUUUUUUAUAUAUAAGUUUUUAAGGAAGAAAUCUUCUGAAGACACGGUCUUAUUGUGUAGCUGGCCUAGAAGUAACCAUAUAGUCCAGUUGGCUUUGAAUUGUGAACUUCCUGUUUCUGCCGAGGUCACAGGGGUCAUGCCACAUCCAGUUUGGGAGGAAAG
Messenger RNA from Peromyscus californicus insignis, 5445 nucleotides. It is a transcript of the gene Gtsf1l, whose product is annotated as gametocyte specific factor 1 like. The record is from RefSeq and is a predicted model, not a curated record. NCBI's taxonomy places the organism in Eukaryota, Metazoa, Chordata, Mammalia, Rodentia, Cricetidae.